CUAAGAGGCUUUGUCUUGCGCUUUGGCGUGGACGCUAUCUUCUCCACGUUAUCCAUUCCCCAUUAUUCUCGUAGUUUCAAUACUAAACCAUGUCUGCCUUUGUAGGAAAAUACGCUGAUGAACUUAUCAAGACAGCCAAGUACAUAGCCACUCCUGGCAAGGGCAUUCUGGCCGCCGAUGAGAGCACCGGCACCAUCGGCAAGCGCCUCGCGAGCAUCAACGUCGAGAACAUCGAGUCCAACCGCCAAGCCCUCCGCGAGCUCCUCUUCACGGUUCCAAACGCCCUCUCCUACCUCUCCGGCGUCAUCUUCUUCGAAGAAACACUCUACCAGAAGACGUCCGAUGGCAAGCCCUUCGUCCACGUCCUUCUCGAGAACUCGGUCAUCCCCGGCAUCAAGGUGGACAAGGGCACCGUGGACAUCGCCGGCACCAACUCAGAGACCACCACCCAAGGAUUUGACUCCCUUGGGGCCCGCUGCCAGCAAUACUACAAGGCCGGAGCUCGCUUUGCCAAAUGGAGGGCCGUCCUGAAGAUUGGGCCCACGGAGCCAUCGGAGCUGGCCAUCCAGCAGAAUGCUCAGGGGCUGGCACGGUAUGCCAUCAUAUGCCAGGAGAACGGGCUCGUGCCGAUCGUCGAGCCGGAGGUCCUCACCGACGGCAACCAUGACAUCAAGAAGUGUGCGGCGGUGACGGAGAAGGUGCUCGCCGCCGUCUACAAGGCACUGAAUGAUCACCAUGUGCUACUUGAGGGUACCCUUCUGAAGCCCAACAUGGUGACGCCUGGCUCGGACAGCCCAAAGGUGAGUCCUGAAGUGAUAGCCGAGUACACGGUUGCAGCACUCCGGCACACCGUUCCUCCGGCCGUUCCCGGGAUCGUGUUCCUAUCUGGUGGGCAGAGUGAGGAAGAGGCUACACUGAACCUUAAUGCCAUGAACAAGCUGGACGUGCUGAAGCCAUGGACUCUAUCCUUCUCAUUUGGACGGGCCCUCCAGCAGAGCACAAUCAAGAAGUGGGCUGGCAAGAAGGAGAACGUCGCAGCGGCCCAGAAGGCAUUCCUGGUAAGGUGCAGGGCCAAUUCGGAGGCUACGCUUGGGAAGUACACUGGUGGAAGUGCUGACGCAGCGGCUUCAGAGAGCUUGUAUGUCAAGGGAUACAGAUACUAGCUAGUGUGGCUUCCAUAUGUGCUUGCAUCGUUUGGAUGUCUCUAAUUCUCCUCCUUAAUUAACCAUAUUGCUACAUGUUUGGAGCGGUUCAUGUGUAUUUCGAACUGUUCAUAGAUGUAACUUUUGCUCUCUGGUCUUUUCACUUGGCUAUCGGAUUGUUUGUUUAUUAAUUUAAGAUCAUUUCUUGCUUUUGGUUUAGCCUAAUCAA
Elaeis guineensis (African oil palm) is the source of this 1371-nucleotide messenger RNA. Its product is annotated as fructose-bisphosphate aldolase 5, cytosolic. Gene Ontology annotation, molecular function: fructose-bisphosphate aldolase activity. Gene Ontology annotation, biological process: glycolytic process. The record is from RefSeq and is a predicted model, not a curated record. Lineage: Eukaryota; Viridiplantae; Streptophyta; Magnoliopsida; Arecales; Arecaceae.